Strongylocentrotus purpuratus (purple sea urchin) is the source of this 4605-nucleotide messenger RNA. RefSeq names its product UPF0565 protein C2orf69 homolog. The record is from RefSeq and is a predicted model, not a curated record. NCBI's taxonomy places the organism in Eukaryota, Metazoa, Echinodermata, Echinoidea, Camarodonta, Strongylocentrotidae. Gene Ontology annotation, cellular component: mitochondrion. The coding region runs from base 13 to 618 and encodes 201 amino acids. The transcript has 4 exons.
GCCCAGAUAGUGAUGGUCACACCUUUUCGUCGAGUGGACGAGACUUUCAGUUGCUAUGACAACUUCAUGGAGAUGGACAUCCUCGGGUCACCAGUUAGCAUUGAGUGUCAUCAUGCUUGGGAACACUUGAGACUUUUACUUCAAAAUGCUUGGAAAAGCAUUGGAGAAGAACAGGCACCCAAUUCCAUGGUUGAAGCAGGUACAAUUGGAGACAUUUUGACGGAGUCAUCACUAACGCUGAUCGGUUUCAGCAAAGGCUGUACAGUUCUCAAUCAGCUUAUGUAUGAACUAGAAGAUGCAUGCUCUAACAAAGCCAUACUUGCCUUUAUCAGAAGAAUCGAGGCCCUCUAUUGGCUCGAUGGAGGUCAUGUAGGGACUAUCCCAACGUAUGUUACAGAUGACAACGUCUUAAGAGAGAUCUCCAAACUUAAGGCUACCUUCUAUGUUCAUGUCACCCCCUACCAAGUGAAGGACGAAGGGCGUCCUCACAUAGGCGAAGAGCACCUUCAGUUCAUAUCCAAGCUGAUGCAGUAUGGAGCGGACAUCAAAAGCACGCUACACUUCAGGGACGAAAGCAGGUCGUUGAAGAAACACUUUGAGGUCAUCAAACUAUUCUGAGGGCAAUCUGAGGACUCCUGUUUCAGGCCCUAUGCUAUUCUUGAUGGAAGACACAUGAUUGAGCGAGCAGUCCAGAUUGGUCAGACCUAUCAAAGAUCAUUCAGUGCAGCCAGGGACCGGUCAGACCCAUCAAAGAUCAUUCAGUACAGCCAGGGACCGGUCAGACCCAUCAAAGAUCAUUCAGUACAGCCAGGGACCGGUCAGACCCAUCAAAGAUCAUUCAGUGCAGCCAGGGACCGGUCAGACCCAUGAGCAGUUACAGAGUCCAUUCUUAAUCUAAGGCUUGAGGUUUGCGUACAUUUAACGUAUUGGAUACUCAUUGAUUUUGAUAUACAUGUACGUUAUUCAGACGGCCAUAAAAAGUAAAUCAUUCAAUUAAUAGUGGAAUUGGAGAAGUAAUAGCCGAGUUUGAUGUUGAUUUAGGUUUAAAUCAUUAUAGUUGUGUACUUCUUAAGUAUUUUAUCAUUCCAUAGUAAAUAUUCUGUAUUUAACAACUCAGAAAAACUUCUUCUCACAAAGUAUCUAGAUCAUCAAGUUGCGUUAUUGCCAAAAGCACUUCUUAUAUUCAUUAUAUUCAUAUGCUAAAUUAGUUAUUAUUUAUUCCAUGUAUCUUUCAUGGGAAGUUUUCAUUGUAAAGGAAACUAAAUUUGCCAGAGAACUUCUUAAAGGUAUGGUAUUUUCCAGACCUAAUGGUGUUAGGUUUACAAUUUUGGUUUUAGAUAAUGUUCCAAAAUAGGGUAAUGGUUACGUACAACUGUACAUGUACAUGUAGGUGUUGCCUUUGGUCCAGGGUUCAUGUAAAGAAAUUUGUGGCGUCCUCCACAUGAUGCGUGAAUCUGAUAAAGUUCACAAACACUAAUCCACAUCAAUGCCAUGUUCAGGUUCGUCAAGACUAGUCAUCUCCAAUCAACAAACAAAUUCAGGCCUGUUGUAGCUGUACAAUAUCUUUGAACAAACUUUUCCUGAAACUGCUGUAACUAAGCAACUUCAACUGUACUGGUUUCACUUGAAUACUAAAGCCUGCUUAAUACAAUCAUGACAAAUCCUAGUUAUCCUUCAUCUAACAGGCAGUCUUCAGCCCUUGUACUCCAGGUAAUUAAGGAGCCUCCUCUUUGAUCGAACGUAUCGCUCUCUUCUCUUUGUCUUCCACACUGUAAGAGUCCUAGACCUUGACAAAAUGUCUAUUUCUUGCCCCUAGUCAAACCUAUCUGUUAUGUCUUCUUUCUCAUUUUGAAUAAUGAUGAAUUGAAGUAUUAAUAAUUUUUUUUCUUCAUGUUGGAAUAGUUACCUGGAGAAGUUGCAGGACUUUCACCAUUUUGUGAUGAUCGUCUAUUGUUCAUCCUUUAGUUCAUACGUUGAAGCACCUUGUUUGGGCGUCAACCGGUCAUGUCCGAGGACGCUCAUUGAUUGCCCAUUUCUGCUUGUGGACAUGCUUAAACAUUUCAUGCACAGAAUUCCAGCGUGUCUUCACCGACUGGAUGAGCUUGUGCUUGGUAAGUUAUGUUGCUCCUGCUUAGCACUCAAUGACUUGCUGGCAAUUACGGAGUGCCUAAAGUGGCCAACAAGUCUCGAAGUGGCCGCCAUACAGGUCUCUGGGACUUCAAAGUCCAAAUCUUUUUUAGUUCCGGGAGAACAUAUACAGUCACCUUACUGCGAGGUGACAAACAAUUAUUAAUUGCCAAAAUAACAGCAUCAACAAAUAUAAUUUUGCCAAAGUGGUUGAGAUGCAGUCAGCCAUAUUCACGUAAAUCCUCUAAUCUAUCAAACAAAUUACACUGUAUAAUAUAAUUUACAGUUCUCCCCAACAAGCACGCUAAAUUGUUCAUGUUGAUAUUGUAAUAUGCUGUUUGCAUAAAGAUCCUCAGGGUCCCAUCUGGGCAAAAUAGCAUUACAAAUGAUUAAUGCUGAUCGAUAUAGUUCCCACACUGUAUUAUAAGGUAGUCAAUAAUGUUCAACAUCAGCAUCCUACACAUUCCUGUUCAGAUUGUUAGUUCCUACGUGUCAAGAAACAACAUCAACGCCAAAAUAUGCUUGUGUAAUGGUUUCUAUACUCAUGUACAAAUGUAGUGAUUGUGGAAGGAGUUUUAGGAGCUGGUCCUCCCCCUGUCAAUCUCCUUCCCGAACUCCACAAGCUCCACUCAUUCUUCGCCACCAGCUUCAUGCGUUUCCAUUGCUCCUUGAGCUCUUUUAGUUCUCUCUUUGUUCCAUAUCGAGCUUGGAACAUCAGGUGAAUGCGGCUCCACUCGUUGUUCUUUGCCACAUUGGCCUCAUAGUCGUUCUUCUUAUUCUCGAUGACCUCUACACUUUCUGCUAAUAAUUCCAGAAGAUAGUGUUUCUCGAUCGCAUCCCAAUUUGCCUUUCUUUGCUUCCUACUAGACUCUGCCAUUGUGAGCUACCUGUAGACUUACGGUAGUUCUAAUUUUAAGAUUAAUAUUGCGCAGUCUCUCCGUUUCGUUGCAUCCUCUCGUAGAAGGCGGCGAAUGGGUUCUCUUUUGGAGUGUCCCCAUACUCUGCCUUCAGCUCCUCCACUGCAUCUGCUGCCGUCUGCAAGGACUUUCCUCACUUGUGUAAAUGCUGGUCCAGUUGUGGGUGGCACUUCCGGUUGGGCGGACAGGUUAAGUGGGGCUUCAAAUGUGAGCUCUGCCUCUCUCCGUUCCGUUGCAGUGGCUUGCAGAUUUCCAUUUGGAUCGAGAACACAAUAAACAAACAAAAUUUAAGUCAAGUUUCAUCAGUGAAAUCCUCAUCCUCUGAAAUCUCCGCCCCAGAAAUCUCUGCAUCCUCCCAAGUCAUUCUUGUAAUCCGAGUAGGUGCUUUCAUGUAUCUCCGCAUUCUCAGAGUGCCUGGGGAGAAAAAAAAUCCAUGUUUGUGCCGUAAUUCUGAUAUACGUCAGAAACGUUCUGCACAUGAGGAAUAUACUGCACAAUUGAUGCAGCAGCUCUAUCAUGCUGGCCCUCAAUGAUCAUGAGCUUGAGAGAACGAGUAAGGUGUCUCAAGCCUUUUUGUUGCUUGGACACCUCCUUGCCCAUGUUGACAACACAUUUAGAUAGGUUGAGGUGUUGUUUGCGCAUAGUAUUCAGAAACUGCCUCAUUUCUCGCACCAGGACAUACUGCUCCUCUCUACAUCUUGCCUGCUUUGUUCUUUGCUUGGACACCUCCUUGCCCAUGUUGACAACACAUUUAGAUAGUGUGAGGUGUUGUUGGCGCAUAGUAGUCAGAAAUUGCUUCAUUUCUUGCACCAGGACAUGCUGCUCCUCUCUACUUCUAGCUUCCUUGUUCAGGAGGUCAACAGUGUUACGCUGAAGGGGACUUAGGCUAGAUCCCUGCAAGUGGGUCAAACAUAAAGGAAUAUUAAGGUGUGUGACAGUUUUGCUAACAGUGUUAGCAUUUGGCUUUGCAGGUUUAUCGCUCCGCUCCCCCGUAGAGGUAGCGGACUGAGCCGCUGGCUUACCCCCGCCUGUGGCGGCCUGGGAAGCGGUUGCCGAUGCGGUGGUACAACCUGUAGUGGUUUUACCACCGGCCGAUUUUGACGUUGAUUUUUCCAUGAAAAAAGCCUUUCUAUCCACCGAUGGAGUGUUUGAUAGAAGCUACAAGGGAUAAUUUGUCAAACUAUUGUUAAAAAAACGCUACUACGAAGAAGAGUCCAAAUUUGUUUGAGGAGAACAAAUUCCGAAAACGGGACUCAGUGAGACGCCAUUUGCAAGCUGUAACGUAAUCUCAUACGAAGUAAAAUGUUAAAAUGAAUAGCAGAAGAAUGCCAUACACUGACAACAAUCUACAUGCCAAUGAUGGAAUGGACAUAUAAAAUACUGGCAAUGGAUAGGAAUACGACCUUCCUGAUUUAUUUUGUUAAACACUGAUGGUAAACUUCAUUUUAAUAGCUGGUACAUGUAUGUGCUUUGACAUUAAUCUGUGACUUUCUAUAAAGCAAGGUACUGUCAUAAAUAAACAUUCUUGAAGCUAAAAAAUGACUACACCACUGGAUAUGCC